AUCUCCCGCCCGUACUUCUGUGCGUCUGAAGCGGGCCGUGGGAGGCAGGCGCGUGUGUGGCGCGAACGGCCCCUCGUCCUCCCGACAGCCCUGAGGCGACCAGGCCACCCGCGCUAAAAAGAGGGGGGGGAGAGAAGGCUUCUCCCCGCCAUCCCGUCCCUCUGUCUGAGCAGCGCGAGAAGAGCCUUCGCGGCCGGACUCGGAAGCGCGGCGACGCGCGGUUGCCGAGGCGACGGCCGCCGGGAUCUCGCCCACCCCUCCCGCCAAGAUGGCGGCCGGCGCUCCCUCUCCUCCCGCCCCACUCUGCGUGGCCGAGGAACGGAGCGGGCACUGCGCCGUGGUGGACGGGAGCUGCCUUUACGUGUGGGGAGGAUACGUGUCAAUUGAAGAAAAUGAAGUUUACCUUCCCAACGAUGAGCUCUGGAUCUAUGACAUUGACAGUGGAUUAUGGUCAAUGCAUCUAAUGGAAGGGGAUUUACCUCCCUCGAUGUCUGGGAGCUGUGGGGCUUGCAUCAAUGGGCAGCUGUACCUCUUCGGUGGCUUUGAUGACAAAGGAUACAGCAAUCGGCUCUAUUAUGUUAAUUUGCGAACAAGGAAUGGAGCCUAUUUGUGGAAAAAACUCUCAGACUUUAAUGGUCAGCCUCCUACACCACGUGACAAACUUGCCUGCUGGGUGUAUAAAGACAGGCUAAUAUAUUUUGGAGGUUAUGGCUGCAGGAAGCAUAAUGAGCUGAGUGACUGCUUUGAUGUCCAUGACGCAUUCUGGGAGGGCCAGAUAUACUGGGGUUGGCACAACGAUGUCCAUGUCUUUGAUACAAGUCUACAAACUUGGUAUCAGCCCACAAUUAAACACGGAGAUCCACCUCAGCCCCGAGCGGCUCAUUCGUGUGCCGUCCUGGGAAAUAAGGGCUACGUCUUUGGAGGACGGGUUUUGCAAACAAGGAUGAACGAUUUACAUUCUCUGAACUUGGAUACCUGGGCUUGGUCAGGAAAAAUUUGUACAAAUGGCGAAAAACCAGGGGAGCGAUCAUGGCAUACUUUAACUCCUAUAGCAGAUGAUAAACUGUUCCUGUUUGGUGGGCUGAGUUCAGACAAUGUACCUCUAAGUGAUGGCUGGAUUUAUAGCGUCUCCCCAAAUGAAUGGCAACAGCUUGCCUAUUUACCAAAGAGCAGACCGAGGUUGUGGCAUACAGCCUGUCUCGGAAAAGAGGGUGAAGUGAUGGUCUUUGGAGGAAGUAAAGAUGACCUGCAUCUCCUGGACACAGGACAUUGCAGUGAUUUAUUGAUUUUCCAGACCCAACCCUACUCGCUUCUCAGGCUUUGCCUUGACUGCAUUGCCAAAAAUGCCGUCCUCUUGGAGAAUCAAAUAUCCUGGUUACCAUCCAAACUGCUUGAGCAAGCUAUGGAUAAAAUCACUUACUGGGCAGCAGUCAGCCAUCGCCAAGAAAAAAAAGCUGAAGCAGAAGGACAGGAGCAAAGUAAUUUCGCCUAGUAGCUCCUUGUACAGCACAGACCGUUGUUGGAGAGCGUUUAGAAAUGUUACCAGUCAACUGUUUAAUGGGCUGAAUUUUCCAAGGUUCGCGCUGGUCGGGGAUACUUAGAAAUAUUCCCUCAUUUCUUGGUACCUGAGCACCAGUUAGAGUUCUGAAGUUGAUAAUGGCUUUCUUGGGUGCCCUGAGCCAGUUCAUAAAGAGUACAAGCACUAGUUCCACUUAAAACUAAACAGGGGCAUAAAGUUUCAGAGGAUCAGAUUUGGUUACAUUUCUGAAUGGUGCCUCAUGUUUGCCAUUGUCUGGAAAAGGGAAUUCAUAUACCACAGUCUAAGAAUAGCAUUCUUUGAUUGGAGAGCACCACGAAAAGCUUAGCUGAGAUUUUUAUGGGCUACAUAUAAUGCCAUUUUGUAAGAACACCACAGAUAAAUGACUGUACAAACAUCAGUUACCUUUCGAGUGUUGCACUCUGUUAAGUAUUGUUCAUCUGCUAAGUCAAAGCGCUUGCACUGAACCUUGGGCUCCC
Messenger RNA from Gekko japonicus, 2016 nucleotides. RefSeq names its product kelch domain containing 1 (gene KLHDC1). Lineage: Eukaryota; Metazoa; Chordata; Lepidosauria; Squamata; Gekkonidae. Gene Ontology annotation, molecular function: protein binding. The coding region runs from base 269 to 1492 and encodes 407 amino acids. The record is from RefSeq and is a predicted model, not a curated record. The transcript has 13 exons.